Messenger RNA from Pocillopora meandrina, 1049 nucleotides. The record is from the annotation of a GenBank genome assembly. Lineage: Eukaryota; Metazoa; Cnidaria; Anthozoa; Scleractinia; Pocilloporidae.
AUGGGACGUAGUGGUGAUCAAGCAACCCUCGCCGAGGCGCGCAAGAGAUUUGAAGCGCACUGCAAAGGUGAAUCCACCGUCCCGGUAUACUUGAGGGGAGCGGUGUAUAGCACAGUUCUUAGGCAUGGUGUUGUUAACACCUUAAGACUCUGUGGUCAACUGUUGAAAGAAGCUGAUCUGCAUGAAGAGAAAGUCGGAUUGAUGAGAUGGAUGGGAGCUGUAUCACAACCUGAUCUGAUCAAGAAAGUCUUGGAGUUCUCAAUGUCUGUGGGUCUUAUAGCUUCUGCUUUUAAUUCACAUUCAUUUGGGUUCAAAAUCUUGAUGCCUUCAAUGGUGUGAAAGUUUUUUUUUUCUGAAACGUACAAAUCAUUCCACGAUGCAUUUUACCUUCUCAUUUCAAUAGUUUUCCUGAUACAAAACAGUUCAUCUUGGCUAACGUUGCCAGACGCUCUUAGUUACAAAGAUAUCCACUAUUCUUGGCAAAAAGCAAACAAACAAACAUGAAAAAUCACGGGAAUUGAAUGUUAUAAAAAGGCCAACAAAACUAUGUGAAAAGAAGAGGGACUGGUUUCUAAUGUCUCCUUACGGUGUCACUCUUGUAACAAAUGUAAAGGUGAUGAGAAUAACAUACAUGAUCACCAAUUAGUGCGGAUCUUGAUUGUGACACAAAUUCUCCCUGUCAGUAUCCUAGUAAAUGUAUAGCAAGCAGUGUGGAGAAUAUGAAUACUAAUGAUCAGUUAUCAAGGGUCAAGGGCGUGGCAAAUAAGAGCUCGGCAAAAGUUGCUAUAACUGUUAGUGGGUGACCUGUGUUUUCCAGCAUUCACUCCAGGUAGGAGAAAAGGGAGAAAUAAUGCUUGAAUGAAUGAUAACUCUGUGUACUUGCUACUUUUUGUGCCUGACUACAUGAAUUUUAUUUUUUAGUUUUUUUUUACGUUUUUCAGACUGAUGUCUGGUCACAGGAUACGGUUUUCGUUAUCGCUGGUGUAACGGGCAGGUAAGCUUUAGGUAUUUAGUAAAGGGAUCUGUUUAUUAGCUUGAUACUUGAUUAA